CGUGCCUUUUAUUGGCAGGACCAGAUGACAAGGAUACAACGGAGGAAUGACCUACGGAUGCUCUCCGGAUUUUAUUUCUCCAUUGACUAUGGGAGAUUCUGCUCCGUCUUGAUGGAUUUUGGUUGGAUGAGGACAAACGGAGGGAGAGACAAGGGUUAUUUUUAGUUUUUAACCCAAACUUGAUUUCCAAAUAACUUGUCCUAAACCUCUUUAGGGGAGAGACUGUCAUUUUGGCCUUUCGAUGCCGACUGUUAGUGGUGUCAAGGCGCUGUACCAAUGUUCUAUCUGCAUCGCCAUCAUAAAAAAGAAAGAAAGAAAGAAAGAAAGAAAGAAAAAAGGAAGUUGAGAAUCUUGAUUGCAAAUUUUUGAACAAGAGGGGGCCAUAAAAAAGCGUGAGAACUUUAAGAGAUCAAAGGAUUUUUUUCUAAAAUAAAUUUUUUAACUUUCAUUCCAAGUCAAUCUUACCAUAUCGAGACAGAGCGACCUGCUUGUUCCGGACCGGAGCCUAGCACUGCGCCACCAGGGAAACGUGUGCGUUGCGAUUCGACCCGGCGGCAUCCCUCGUUCUCCACUCGGUCGGCCCGCCGCCCGCCCAACCAACGAAAAACCCGGAGAGCAACGAGCUCACACUCCGAAUCACUCUCUCUCUCCAUGAAAACCCCUUCCUCUCUGGUCUUUUCCUUGUUCCCUUUCUCCACCUCCCUUCCCUUCUCCUCUUCUCCUCUUCCUUCGCCGCGAGAUGUUCGUCUCCGCUGCCUAUUCCUCUCCACCAGCUUCUUUCUUCUCCUCCCCUCUUCUCUUCCGAUCUCGCGGCCUAUCGCCAUUCCCCACGGCGUUGGGCUGGAAGAUGAAGGAGAUUAGGAGGCAAUUGGUGAAGAAUGGAAACCAGGGAGGUAGGAGAGUGAGGGGCGUGUGCCGGGCAGAGCUUUCCCACGACGCCCCUUUUGCAGUUGCGAUUGGCGCCUGCGUCCUCAAUUCGCUCGUCUUUCCGAUCCCGUCUGGCAGCGCCGACGAUGAGGAUGGCGGUGGGGCGAUUGAUUCGACUGAUGCGAGGUUCGCCGUGAUGGGGAUCAUUAGCUUCAUCCCUUACUUCAAUUGGCUGAGUUGGGUGUUUGCGUGGCUUGAUAGUGGUAGACAGCGAUAUCUGGUGUACUCAAUUGUGUACUUGGCUCCAUACUUGAGGACAAAUUUGUCACUAUCACCAGAAGAAAGCUGGUUGCCCAUUGCUAGCAUAGUUGUCUGCAUUGUUCACAUUCAGCUAGAAGCAAGUAUUAGGAAUGGUGAUCUCGAAGGCAUCCAAUUUUUUGAUCAAGCUCUGAAGUUAUUUUCCUCGAUGAUCAGGAAGAAAGAUACCGGGGUUCAAAGUUACCGAGAAACCCCUAAAAAGGGAAGGAGCGAGAGGGGCAUUGAGCUGCCUUCUACACAUGAUUCAAGAGAGAAAACUUGGGAUUCGGGAAUCACAAGAAAACCAAUUGAUGAUCUAGAACACCUGAAGGAAAACUCUGAUGUAGAUGCAAAGGAAUGAAUUCAGAUUAGUUUAGCAGGAGACCGUAGAACCCUGCAGCUGUGGAGGACUCCAGUGGGUCAAGAGUUUGAAAGGAUCAGAUUUGACUUAUUUUGGUUUCGAUUCGUGUUUGGCUUGGCCCUUGCCCUUAAGUUGUUAAGAGUUGGACUGAAUCAUGCUUUGUUAUUUCAACUUUUUGAGACACCGUAGAGUGUGAAUUAGCUAAUUUUUCUACAUAACAUAUCAUUGUAUUUUGAAAAUAUUUAAGUAAAAAAGAAGUGAGUUGUCACCGGAUCACCUAAUCAUGGUGCUUUCUUGAUGA
This is a messenger RNA of Elaeis guineensis (African oil palm), 1826 nucleotides long. RefSeq lists its product as uncharacterized. The record is from RefSeq and is a predicted model, not a curated record. Lineage: Eukaryota; Viridiplantae; Streptophyta; Magnoliopsida; Arecales; Arecaceae.